Penicillium daleae is the source of this 1077-nucleotide messenger RNA. RefSeq names its product nitronate monooxygenase. The coding region runs from base 1 to 1077 and encodes 358 amino acids. Gene Ontology annotation, molecular function: nitronate monooxygenase activity. The record is from RefSeq and is a predicted model, not a curated record. NCBI's taxonomy places the organism in Eukaryota, Fungi, Ascomycota, Eurotiomycetes, Eurotiales, Aspergillaceae. The transcript is spliced from 5 exons.
AUGGCAUCAAAAGGCUUACCAGAGCGUCUGCUGAAACGGUGGUUUCCACACACAACAACCCCGUUCAUCGCGAAUGCCCCGAUGUUUGGAUUCGCGGACUGCCGUCUAGCAGGUGCCGUCACCACAGCUGGAGGCUUAGGCUUCAUUGGGGGCGGCUUUGAUUUCGGACCCGAAUCAACCCAACUCGCAAAUCUUGAUGCAACCCUGACAAAAGCGCAUGCAGAACUCGGGAGUAUCGCUUCAAUACAAACUCUCCCAAUUGGCAUUGGAUUCAUCACUUUUACGCCAACGGGAUUCGAAGAUCAUGCGGUCGCCAUCCUCGAAAAGCAUCGGGUCGCCGCAGUCUGGUUGUCAUUUCCCAAAUCGGACGCUGACCAUCAACCUUUAAUCAAAGCGAUUCACAAAGUGCAGAGCAAGAGCCAUUGGGAUGUUAAGAUUUUCGUCCAAGUUGGCACUGUACAAUCCGCUAAAGUAGCCUUGGAGCAGGGCGUUGAUGUUCUGGUUGUCCAAGGUGUCGAUGCGGGAGGACACCAGUGGGCGCAGGGGGCCAGUUUGAUGUCGCUUUUGCCCGAGGUACGAGAUCUCGUGUCGAAGAGUGCUAGAGUCGAUGAUGUUGCGAUACUCGCAGCUGGUGGUAUUGUAGACGGACGAGGAUGUGUGGCUGCUCUGGGGUUAGGUGCCGAUGGCAUUGUUAUGGGGACGAGGUUUAUUGCAACCUCGGAAUGCCCAGCUCCUCUUUCUAUGAAAGAGUCAAUCAUAGCGGCGACGGACGGCGGCGUCUCGACCGUUAAGACGACCAAGCACGACGUUUUUCAGUCUACGGAUGUGUUUCCAAGACAGUAUGAUGGACGGGCUAUUAUUGGAAUUAGCUAUAAUGAGUUCGAGAGUGGCGCCAGUGAUGAGGGGAUCAUUCAACGAUACAACGAGGCUAGAGAGAAGGGAGAUGAUCACAGACGUACAGUGUGGGCAGGUACAGGCGUGGGAGUUAUUGACAAGAUUGUAUCGGUUGAGGAGUUGGUUAGGAGCAUCCAGCAAGAGGCAAAACUGGCCGUUGCAAGGGCUAUGGAGAUGAUAUAA